AUGACUGCGCCAAGCCAGCCCCAGAAAUCCACCUACGAUGUCAUUGUCAUCGGGGCCGGCAUCCAGGGCUCUUUCACCGCCUACCACCUGGCCCAGCGCCACCAGGACACACUGCUGCUGGAGCAGUUCCUCGUGCCCCACUCUCGGGGCAGCUCUCACGGGCAGAGCCGCAUCAUCCGCAGCGCCUACCCCCAGGAGUUCUAUUCCCGCAUGAUGCCCGAAUGCUUCCGCCUCUGGCAGCAGCUGGAGGCCGAGACCGGCACCACCCUCUACAGGCAGACGGGACUGGUGCUGCUGGGGCCGCCGGGAGAGCCGGAGCUGGAGGCCUGCAGGAGGAACCUGGGUGUUGAGGAGGUGCUCGACGCCGCGGCGCUGUCCCGGCGCUUCCCUGGCUUCCAGAUGCAGGCUGGGCAGGUGGCCGUGCUGGACAGCACCGCCGGGGUGCUCUUCGCCGACCGGGCACUGCGGGCAGUGCAGGAAGUUUUUCGCCGACACGGGGGCACCCUGCGGGAUGGGGAGAAGGUGCUGAGCAUCCAGCCUGGGGCCACGGUCACUGUCACCACCACUGCUGGGGUGUACAAAGCCCCCCGGCUCAUCAUCACGGCUGGAGCCUGGACUGGUGCCUUCGUGGAACAGCUGGGUCUCCGCCUGCCACUGCAGCCCCUGCGCAUCAAUGUCUGCUACUGGAGGGAGAAGCAGCCUGGGAGUGCUGGCCUGGGCAGUGUCAGCCCCUGCUUCUUGACCCUGGGGCUGAGCCAAGCCCCCCACGGCAUCUACGGGCUGCCCUCCAUUGAGUACCCAGGGAUGAUGAAGGUGUGCUACCACCACGGCAGCCCUACUGACCCAGACAAGCGGGAUCAGGCCCCCAGCUCUGACAUUGCUCUUCUGAGCAGCUUCAUCAGCAGCUACCUGCCCGGGCUGGAGAGCCAGCCUGCAGUGAUGGAGACCUGCCUCUACACGAACACUCCAGAUGAAGAUUUCAUCCUGGACCGGCACCCCAAGUUCAGCAACAUCGUUAUUGGUGCUGGCUUCUCAGGCCAUGGGUUCAAGCUGGCGCCAGUGGUGGGGAAGUUGCUGUGUGAGCUGAGCCUGGGCGAGGAGCCAUCCUACAACAUGGCCCAUUUUGCCAUCUCUCGUUUCCCUGGUGUGCUCGGGGCUGCACAGUAG
Molecule: messenger RNA, 1167 nt
Organism: Zonotrichia albicollis (white-throated sparrow)
Lineage: Eukaryota; Metazoa; Chordata; Aves; Passeriformes; Passerellidae
Gene: PIPOX
Product: pipecolic acid and sarcosine oxidase
Cellular component (GO): peroxisome
Molecular function (GO): sarcosine oxidase activity; flavin adenine dinucleotide binding; L-pipecolate oxidase activity
Source: RefSeq, a predicted model, not a curated record